This is a messenger RNA of Dibothriocephalus latus, 183 nucleotides long. The record is from the annotation of a GenBank genome assembly. Lineage: Eukaryota; Metazoa; Platyhelminthes; Cestoda; Diphyllobothriidea; Diphyllobothriidae.
UCAGAUGCGAACCCGGCGGCUCGUGACUACAGCGGUCGUCUGCCCGUCUCCUAUCUUCCGGAGACACCCAACGGCGAAAAACUGAAGAGUAAGCUGGCGGUUCGCACCGCGCCUGCCAUAGUGCAGCGUGAUCCUGACCAUCAUUUUACCCUUCCCGGUCUUCUGAACCGCCAUUUCCACUGA